UGUCCCACUGAUACUGAUUCGAUUCCGACGACGAGCGCAGCGCACACCGGCACACGCAUUCUGACCUGGUCCGUUGCCGGGUUCGGACGUUUCAGCGCGCUUUCAUUACGCAUACGCUCCUCCACUCGCACACACACACGCCGCUGUCGUACCCGCGCGUAUUGCCUUACGUCUCAGUCGCCGUCGUCGAUCUUUUAUCGUCAACCGAUAAUUUUUUUUUUUUCGACUUACGAUUUAAAAAAAAAAUAAAAUAACAAAACAGUACUCUACAUUGAAAUAUAUUUAUACCUCGUGGUUAUCUGUUCCUUCUCGUCGUACGGUGUCCACCUCGCUCGCGCAUACACACACGCUCACGUACACCGAUACCUACCACUAUAAUAUAUCUGAUAAUAUAUAUUAUACGCAGAUUCCAUAAAUCGUCAUCCGCUGCAAAAUCGUAUCAACCAUGGACUUGUUGUGUUGCGAAUCGACUUCGAAGAGCGUCGCCCAGAAGGACCCAACUCUGCUGCUGGACGACCGUGUGUUCGAAACAAUGCUCAAGUCGGAGAUCAGAUGCUUGCCGGCUACCGACUAUUUGGCGACCGUCCAGAGCGACCUCACGGCCAAUCUGAGGAAGAUCGUGGUUGAUUGGAUGUGGGAGGUCUGCGAAGAGCAAAAGUGCCAAGAAGACAUUUUUCCAUUGGCCGUCAACUACAUGGACAGGUUCCUGUCGGUUAAUCCGAUCAAUAAAAAUCACCUACAGCUUCUGGGCACCACUUGCUUGUUGGUCAGUUCUAAACUUCGGGAGUCCGACUGCCUUUCCGUCGACCUUUUGGUUUUGUACACGGACAAUACCAUUACUUCUGAAGAACUGUUGAUGUGGGAGAUGCUCCUGUUGAGCAUCUUGAAAUGGGACGUGUCCGCUAUCACGGCUCACGACUUCCUAUGGUAUAUACUUAAAAGACUGCACAUGGACACGGCCAAGCCGUUCGUGGACGUUGUUAUCAAACAUUGCGGCACUUUCAUCGGCAUGUGCGCCAGAGACUAUAAAUUUUGCUCGUACAAGCCCAGCGUGAUCGCCGGAGCCAGCAUCGCGGCUGCUCUCAAUGGACUGGAAUACGCGGCCAUUUACAAGUACGACUUGUUCAAUAAGCUGCACGCCAUCACUGGUUCUAAAAAGGAGGUUUUGAAGACUUGCCAAGAGCAGAUCGAAGCAAUGGUCGAGGCCCACAAGAGACAACGCAAAGAAUUGGAUUACCAAAUGUACGAAAAGCCGUACGACAAGACUGCCGAGUCGGACGAUAAUACAAACUGUUGGAUUUGAGAUCGUCGUCAGACUUAUAAAAAAAAAAAAAUUUGCUAGGAAAAAACUGCACAGAAAAACAAAACAAAACAAUUUUUAUUCCGAUUUUAUAUUAUUAUUAUUAUACUCCACUACAGUAAAUUUCACCUGUUAGGUGCAACCAAACCAAUCGGUGAUAAAUCAUCGGUCCAUAUAUAUUACACAUUUUACACACAACAAUAAUUAUAAAACGCUAUAUCAUACCUAUAUACUGUUUAAGGUACUCGGAUAUGGUAAGAUUUUUGACUUUCAGAAGCACUGUAAUAAGAUUAUUAGUUUAGUCUUAAGAUUAGGUUUUAUGAUUAUUUUGACUUUAUUAUUAUUAUUUUUUAAUGGGGAAGGCAAUAAAAUACGCUUCAUGUUUCCGUACAUAUAAUGUUAUUACAAUAAGAUUAUUAUUAUUAUUAUCCACAGCAGCUCCGGUUUAUUAAACAGUGUAAUGGUGAUUGUUUAUAUACCAUAAUAUAAUAUUAUAAAACCAAUUUUUCAUUAAACAGCUCAACGCAAUCCAAAAACGAAAAAAAAUUCAAUUUUCAUAGAAACAUCCUAAAUAGAUUCUGUGAAUCCCAACCGAUCGCGGCAGGGGUAUUAGCGGAUACUUAUAAUAUACAUCGAACGACAUUGUGUUUUAUAUUUUAUUCGUUUCCGUUCAUACGCCACCGAGAUUCGAUUUAAAUGUACAGUAAAGUGCGCCGGUAAGGCUACCUAUAUAACCAACAUAUUCCUAAAAUUUUAUUAACCUUUAAGUUAUAUCAAAAUAGAUAGAUAUUUUAUUACAUAUUAUUUUAUUAUAUUUACUUACAAUUUUUUUUCUAGCGUUUAAGGUAGACUCGCCGACCCAGAGUUUAGCACAUGGUUGGUGCGACAUUUUUUUUAAAGAUCUCUUGUGUCGGCAGUCUUUUUUUUAUAUAUAUAUAUAUAUAUAUAUAUAUAUUUUAAUAAAAAAGCUCAAGUUUCCAUUGAUAGAUAAAAUAUCACUCACGAUUUUGCUUUCUUUGUACUUCCGAACGUUUAUACACUUUUACAUGAGUUUUGUUUACAAUAAUUAAUAUUAUAUUUAAAUGACAAUCGCAUACCUUAUACUUAUAUUGAUUCCGAUUCCGACACGAAGAACGUGUUAUUCAGUUUUCAGGCUUCUCCACACAUUUUAAUUUUAGUUUUAUAUUCACCGUUUUUCAAAGAGUACAAAAAUCAUAAUAAAAAAAUAAUAUGGUUAAAGAGGAAAAUUACCGUUAUUUAAGAUUUGUUUGCUCCACUGGGAAUACCGAUAUAAUUUAAUUAAUUUAUUAUUUUUAUUAUUAUUAUAAUAUAUAUUUUUUUUCGUUAACGGUAAGAGUUUUAUAAAAAGUAUUUUUAAGUAUGUAGCAUACACCGUUGUUCUAUUAUUCACAUUGUCCCUCUCCAUUAUCCAUUAUUUAAAAAUUCGGAGAGAAAUCUACGAAGAAAAACGAUAGAAAUCACGUCUUCCACAGGCCUCAAGUCCGCGUGAAGCCAUUGGCUUCCCGAGAUUUGUCUCUUCCCCACUCCCCCCAAAUUAGCUUCGUUGUGUGGAUAAUACAUAUAUAUAUAUAUAUACCGACGGGACGUGGGUUAACGGCUCGGACAAGGAGGGACGAAAUAAUAAGGAAACACGAAAAAAAAUUUAAAAAACGUGUUUUUUUGUACACGCACACCACAUACAUACCUCAGUUCCAAGUUGAUUUAUUUUUUAUUAUUAUUUUUUUUUUUCCAUAGUAGUA
Myzus persicae (green peach aphid) is the source of this 3060-nucleotide messenger RNA. RefSeq names its product G1/S-specific cyclin-D2-like. Bases 446 to 1303 code for a protein of 285 amino acids. Gene Ontology annotation, biological process: regulation of cyclin-dependent protein serine/threonine kinase activity; mitotic cell cycle phase transition; positive regulation of G1/S transition of mitotic cell cycle. Lineage: Eukaryota; Metazoa; Arthropoda; Insecta; Hemiptera; Aphididae. The record is from RefSeq and is a predicted model, not a curated record. Gene Ontology annotation, cellular component: cyclin-dependent protein kinase holoenzyme complex; cytoplasm; nucleus. Gene Ontology annotation, molecular function: cyclin-dependent protein serine/threonine kinase regulator activity. The transcript has 5 exons.